CCUUCACACACUAAAAUGCCUGCAAAGUUCUCAACAACGAGCAGUGUCAUAAUGAUGGUGCUAUGGAUUACGUUGCUUUUUCUUCACCAGGGAUAUUCUCUGGUUCCAAUGAAAAUCGUUCAGCUUGGUGAACCAGUAACGUUAACAUGUGCUUUGCCCAGCAAUAAAGAGCUCAGCACUUUGGAAGUCCACUGGUACAAGCAGAGUAUCGGGGAUGAGCUUAAAUUGAUUUCAACACUGUAUGGAACUACACCACCUCAGUAUGGUCAAGAAAUAUUUAAAUCACGAUAUGACGCAUGUAAUACAAAAACUUUUAGCAAUCUGACCAUUUGGAAGACAGUCCAAGAGGAUGAAGGAAUCUAUCACUGUGGAAUCAUUGAAUGGCAUAAUCCUGAAUGGAGUGGGACAUAUUUGUUAGUGAAAAGAAACACUCAGAGGGCAUCAAACUAUACUGUUGUUCAGUGGCCAGCUGUAUCAGAUCCAGUCAAUCCAGCAGACACAACAGCUCUCCAGUGUUCAGUCUUCUCUGACUCUGACAACAACACAUGUGCAGGGGAUCAUGAUGUGUUCUGGUUCAGAGCUGGUUCAGACAAAUCUCAUCCAAGCAUCAUCUACACUGGCAGAAAGAGAAGUAAUGAAUGUGAAAAACCAUCUGACCUUCAGAAUAGAUGUGUUUAUCGCUUCUCUAAGAACAUUAACUCCUCUGAUGAAGGGACUUACUAUUGUGCUGUGGCCACAUGUGGGGAGAUAUUAUUUGGAAAUGGAACUACACAAGAUGUAAAGCAACCUGGCUAG
Oreochromis niloticus (Nile tilapia) is the source of this 795-nucleotide messenger RNA. RefSeq lists its product as uncharacterized. The transcript has 4 exons. Bases 16 to 795 code for a protein of 259 amino acids. Gene Ontology annotation, biological process: response to bacterium. The record is from RefSeq and is a predicted model, not a curated record. NCBI's taxonomy places the organism in Eukaryota, Metazoa, Chordata, Actinopteri, Cichliformes, Cichlidae.